Messenger RNA from Eruca vesicaria subsp. sativa (arugula), 1723 nucleotides. The record is from the annotation of a GenBank genome assembly. NCBI's taxonomy places the organism in Eukaryota, Viridiplantae, Streptophyta, Magnoliopsida, Brassicales, Brassicaceae.
GAUAGAGUUCGCCAUAGCUGAGGAUGCAGAGAUUGCCGUUACUGCUUUUACUCCUUCUCUCCUUUACUCCUCAUUUAUCUUUCUUUACUCCACCUCCCAACAUUCAAGAUGACCUAUGGGCUUCAUAGCUCGCCCUCUUUUGAUUCAUGUAUAAAUAACCCUUCUUGCAGAAGUGAGUUUCACACCUCCUGAUAUCAGAGAAAUCUGUGUCUUUUCAUUUUCGUUUAUUACCAUGGCUCUUCUCAACGUCUUGCUCUCCGACAUGAGACCCGGCCGAUGCUCCGCCACGGUGGAGAUCCGACUCCUCCGAUUCUGGGAAGCUCGGAAUGUGAGGAAAGGAGGCGAGCUGAUGAGUGUGGACAUGCUGUUCAUCGAUGCUGAUUCGACGGUUACCCAAGGCACCGUCGCUGCUACUCGCCAGCUCAGGUUCCGGGAUCGCCUCACUGAAGGCUCCGUGUAUACUUUGAGUGGGUUUGACGUUGUGCGCAGCAGCUCCAACUUCCGUUUAUGUGAUGCUCCUCUGAUGAUACGGUUCAACGACGGCACAAGCUUUGACAAGAAAUUUAACCCUGAAAGACCCAUACCAACUGAGCAUUUCCGGUUCAUGCCGUACAGUCGUCUGCUUGAACUUGCAAACACAGGGACACAGCUUCCUGACAUAAUUGGGGAGGUUAAUGCUAUCAGGAGCACGAUAACUGACCGCAUACCAGGGGCGCAGCGUGUCAUGCUUACUUUGCGUCUUGAAAGUGGUGAAAACGUUUGUGUCAGUAUGUUUGACUCUAUGGCGCUUCGGUUUCACACCAAGUUUGACAGCUAUGAGAAAGAGCCAAGAGUUGUCAUAGCCACAAGCAUCAAUCCAAAGAUUGUUGGUGGCCGUAUGUUUUUGAAUGCUACUUCCGGAACCCACCUCUACUUUGACUGUGACACAGCUGCCAGCAAAGAAGUGUUUGACACCUUGACAGGUGAAGGAACAGACGGUGAUUCAGGGUCAUCCAAAGUUGUACAUGCCCAGAAGAUUGAACCCGUGACUGUCUCGGAGCUUAACAAGUUUAUCAUCUCAGCAGAACCUCAGACCAUUGAGUUCCUAUGCACGGCUAAGGUGACUGGUAUCCAGACAGAAGAGGGAUGGUGCUACAUUGGCUGUGCAACGUGUUCCAAAAAACUAAUCCGUGAAACUGCGUCCUUCACAUGUGCUCACUGCAAUGAGGCCAACGCUGUGGCCGCACUCAGGUACCGUGUGACCCUGACUGUGUCAGAUGAGAGUGAUACGGCGUCUUUCCUCGGUUUUGACAUGGAGAUUGCGAAACUUACAUGCCUUCAGGCUUCUGAGGCUGCACAAAUUGUGGGUGUAGGUCAUGAUGCUCAAGUCGACACUGACAUACCACUUUCUCUUGCUGGUGUUGUUGGGAAAACAUACACUUUCCAACUGAAGUUGAACGAUUUCAAUUUCUCCUCCAAACACCAGACCUUUACCAUUUCCAGGAUCUUUCCUGAGCGUGCAUUAGCACCCACACCAACAUUCGCUGGACAUGAUGGUGGUCAGACCGCAGAAAUGACUAAUCCUGGAGUUGUUCCUCAAGCAACUGAUGGGGAGUUGGGAAACCCUCACAUUGGAGGAAAUAAGGCGUCAACCUCCGCUAAUACAAGUGAUAAGCGUCCACAGCAGGGGGAAGCCGAUUCGGAUGUUGAUGAAAAUGGGAGAAAGAAGGCUCACGUGGGAUGA